AUGAAGCUUCUCUAUGAUCAGUUGGCCAAAGGUGAUGAAACAGUGGACUGGAGUCACAUUAUCCAGCACAAUGCCGCGCGGCCUAGAGCUGUUGUUUGUCUGUGGCUUGUGUACCAUUGCAGGUUGGCGACUAAAAGUAGGCUUAAGAGGUUAGGAAUGCUGCAGGAAGAUGUGUGUGGCCUGUGCAACGAGCAUGUGGAAGAUAUUGACCACCUGUUGAUAAAUUGUGGUGUUACUAAGCAUGUGUGGCCGGCGAUUUUGGAAUGGCUUGAGGUAAAGCAUAAACCGGGUCUGUGGCAAGUGGAGAAAAAGUGGGUUGUGCAUAAUACCAAAGGAAAAGGAUUCCACUCUUACAUGCUGAAAAUUGCCAUAGCCGAAACUGUGUAUGGUUUAUGGACGUAUCGUAACAAGUGUGUUUUUGAUACAGGUGCUAAAGAAGAUGCAACACAAAUUGUCCCCAGGAUCAUAGACUCUAUUGUAUAUAGAGGUUGGUUAAAAGUCAAGUAUAGGAAGAAGAUUGGUUUGCUUAUGAUGUAA
Vicia villosa (hairy vetch) is the source of this 537-nucleotide messenger RNA. RefSeq lists its product as uncharacterized. The record is from RefSeq and is a predicted model, not a curated record. The transcript has a single exon. Lineage: Eukaryota; Viridiplantae; Streptophyta; Magnoliopsida; Fabales; Fabaceae. Bases 1 to 537 code for a protein of 178 amino acids.